Molecule: messenger RNA, 638 nt
Organism: Schistosoma rodhaini
Lineage: Eukaryota; Metazoa; Platyhelminthes; Trematoda; Strigeidida; Schistosomatidae
Source: the annotation of a GenBank genome assembly
AUGGCCAAAAGCAGUAAUUCUGUUUUCAACCCAUGGAAUACUUUUUAUGAAACCUCAGAAGAGCAGGCUGCCAUAAAAGAAAGAGCGAAAAUAAGAGAUGCAAUGAAGGCUGAGUACAGGAAACGAUAUACAAAUCCAUUCAACCCCCCAAUCGGUCAUUUGCACGAUCCUGCAUUGCAACACCAAUUUUCAGCCCAAGUUUCGUAUGCAGAGUAUUUACGUCCAUCCCCAAAAUUGGGAUUAAUCGCCUUUGGAGUUUUAGGCGCAGCGGGUCUAGCAAUGGUAAUACGAGGAAGAUUAAAGAAACGCCGGUUACAACAAUAUGGUGGUGGCGAAUUGACUUAUCGAGAAAGAUGGGGAGGAAAUACAUGACAGUCAGAAAAAACUUGAGAAGAAUAUGGUUACUUCGUGCCCAUCACUUCCAAACAUUCAAUACUCAAUUGAUUUUUCAUAUAUUUGUUUGAAUAAUAUCAGACGUAAGAAAGAGACGUCUGCAUACUAUGAUGCUGUAUUUAUUAAUUUCUACAUGUGUACAUGUCAACGUAAUAUUUGGACUACAAAGCUAUUAACUUGGACAAUAACUAUCGUUAUGAAACUAGUGUUGGCUUGCUUCAAAAAUAUAUUGAUUUAUCACCUAA